Molecule: messenger RNA, 8895 nt
Organism: Mizuhopecten yessoensis (Yesso scallop)
Lineage: Eukaryota; Metazoa; Mollusca; Bivalvia; Pectinida; Pectinidae
Product: phosphatidylinositol 4,5-bisphosphate 3-kinase catalytic subunit alpha isoform-like
Exons: 21
Coding region: 155-3298 (1047 amino acids)
Biological process (GO): phosphatidylinositol-3-phosphate biosynthetic process; cell migration; phosphatidylinositol-mediated signaling
Cellular component (GO): cytoplasm; plasma membrane; phosphatidylinositol 3-kinase complex
Molecular function (GO): 1-phosphatidylinositol-3-kinase activity; 1-phosphatidylinositol-4-phosphate 3-kinase activity
Source: RefSeq, a predicted model, not a curated record
UAGUCAAAAACUCGUCACUUCCGUGUUUUGAACAAAACAACUUCGAGGUUGUUUGUGUGAAUUUGGAGUGAAAAACAACAGCAUGGGUCAUAACUGCACACAUAUACAAGCAUAUAAUUAUAUCUACCCAGAAGUAUCCUAGAAGACAUUAACCAUGCCGCCAAGUUCAGGUGAACUAUGGGGUCACCACCUGAUGCCCCAGCAGGUCCUGGUGGAUUGUCUCCUACCAAACGGGAUCUUGGUGCAGCUUUUCGUGAACCGUGAUGCAACUCUUGAGUCCAUCAAGGCCAAUGUGUGGAUUGAGGCGAGGAAAUUCCCUCUGUAUCACUUACUGUUGGAUCCCGCAUCCUAUAUUUUUGUCAGUAUAACGCAGGAUGCGGAGAAGGAGGAGUUUUACGAUGAGACACGCCGCCUGUGUGAUUUAAGACUUUUUCAGCCUGUUCUCAAGGUUGUGGAACCAAAGGGUAACCGAGAGGAAAAAAUGUUGAACUAUGAAAUUGGUAUGACCAUUGGAAUACCUACAAAUGACUUCAAUGAGAUGAAGGAUCUAGAAAUUGUGACAUUUCGACGAAACAUAUUAGAUAUAUGUAAAGAUUGUGUGGACCUUCGUGAGUCAGCAGGCAAGGAAAGUCUAGCUUUGUAUGCCUACCCUCCUAAUGUGGAAUCCACAUCUAAUCUUCCCAAACACCUGGAGGACAAACUCGCAUCCUAUGAUAACUUUGUGGUGGUGUGUAUAUGGGUGGUGUCUGACGAUGGAAAUAGGACAAAGUUCAGUGUAAAGGUAUCCCACAAGGCCACACCUAUAACUGUGAUAGCAGAGACAAUUAGACGUCGUAGUCGGAUGAUGGGGAUCACGAAGGAACACGCCGAGCGCUGUAUUGAUGUGUACAGUACAGCAUACGCCCUCAAAGUGUGUGGGUCAGAUCAAUUCUUACUGCAGGAAUUCCCUAUUAGUCAAUAUAAGUAUGUGAGGGAAUGUGUUGCAAUUGACAAGAUCCCACAGUUUAUGCUACUCACCAGAGAGGGUAUAUAUGCAGCACUCCCGGAGAAUAACUUCGCAAUGCCUUCAUACGCUCAGAGAGGUCUCCAGGCGUUGCUGGACAUCAACAAUAAACAGACCAUUAGUCUGUGGGAGAUCCAGGCCAACCUCCGCAUCAGGAUCCUGUGUGCUACAUACGUCAAUGUGAAGGAGUCCUGCAAGAUUUUUGUUCGAGCUGGUGUUUUUCACGGAACAGAGGGGUUGUGUGAACCUCAGGACACCAAACUUGUCGAGUCCAACAAUCCGCGGUGGAAUGAGUGGCUCGAGUUUCUCUACAUCCCAGAUAUCCCUCGGUCAGCUCGACUUUGUCUAUCCAUCUGCUGUGUGUCCAAACGUAAAAAUAGGAAGGUGAUCAGCUACCCAUUGGCCUGGGGUAACUUACAGAUGUUUGAUUUUAAUGAUCGUCUGCUGAACGAAAAGGUCAGCCUAAACCUGUGGGCCAUGCCACAAGGAAUGGAAGAUUCACUCAACCCUAUUGGCCUCCCAGGUUCUAACCCUGACAAGGAGACGCCCUGUAUAGAGAUCGAGUUUGACAAGUUUAGCUAUCCGGUGUCCUACCCACCCGAAUCCCACUUUGAAGAACUGGCACAUAUGGCAUCAUCACGAGAGAGGAGGUCACAAUAUCUAGAAACAGCACAAAGCAGGAAAAAGGAAGAAGAACUUGUGAUUGAUAUCAUCAAACGUGAUCCUCUGUCAGAAAUAUACGACCAAGAGAAAGAAAUCUUGUGGAAAAGGAGGGAAUACUGUCUACAACACCCACACUCUCUCCCCAAACUUGUGUCGGCUGCCAAGUGGAACGACAGGGAACAGGUAGCACAGUUAUACAUGCUGCUGAAGAAAUGGCCCCAGCUGAAGCCUGAGGUAGCACUGGAACUCCUAGACUGUUCCUUUCCAGACAUACAGCUGCGCAGAUUCGCUGUCACUUGUUUUGAAAUGGGUCUCACUGACGACAAACUACAGCAAUUUCUUCUACAGCUUGUACAGGCAUUGAAGUUCGAGCCACACCUGGACAGCCCUAUAGCCAGGUUCCUGCUGAAGAAGUCCCUUCUGAACCAGCGUAUAGGGCAAAACUUCUUCUGGCUACUAAAAUCAGAGAUGCACCACACCAACAUCCGAGUGAGGUUUGGUUUAAUACUGGAGGCGUUUUGUCGUGGCUGUGGCCCUUAUCUGCGGAUGUUGUCACGCCAAGUGGAGGCUCUGGACAAACUCACUAAACUCACCGAUAUGUUGAAGAGUGAUGUGCGUGAGGAUGAUCACCUGCGCGUCCUCCAGGAACACCUACGACAGCCAGAUUAUCAGGAGGCUCUAACAAACUUCAUGUCGCCCCUCAACAACAGUCAUCGACUUGGGGACAUCAACCUGGACGACUGCCGUGUGAUGAAAUCUAAAAAGCAUCCUCUAUGGAUUGUGUGGACCAAUCCUGACUCACUGGCAGACGUCUGGUUCCCUAAUUACAAAAUCAUUUUUAAACAUGGGGAUGAUCUGCGACAAGACAUGCUGACGUUACAGUUGCUGGGUGUGAUGGAUGUCCUGUGGAAGGAUGCAGGCCUAGAUCUCAGGUUGAUUCCGUACGGCUGUGUGUCGACGGGGAAGGACGUGGGAGUUAUACAGGUAGUGAGACAGGCUGAGACUCUGAUGGAGAUACAGAGUAAAGGGGGCAUGAAGGGAGCCAUACAGAUCGACUCCAGUGCCCUACACAAGUGGAUCAGCAUGAAAAACAAGGAUAAGUAUGACCAGGCUAUUGACACCUUCACCCGAUCCUGUGCUGGCUACUGUGUUGCAACCUUUAUUCUGGGAAUUGGUGACCGUCACUCAGAGAAUAUCAUGGUUACAGAAGAAGGACAGGUAUUUCAUAUAGACUUUGGACAUUUCCUCAACCAUAAGAAAAAGAAGUUUGGAAUCAACAGAGAGCGAGUACCAUUUGUAUUGACCGAAGAUUUCAUGCGUGUAAUAACCAGAGACUCCGACAAAGCCCAGAAACAGGAGAGCUUUAAAAAGUUUGCCAAGAUGUGUAUGGAAGCAUACCUUGUGCUGCGUGAGAAUGCUCAUCUCCUUAUCAACCUCUUCACCAUGAUGCUCUCCUGUGGUAUACCAGAGCUACAAUCUCUUGACGACAUCAGCUACCUCCGCAAAACCCUGGCUGUGGAGAAAUCAGAACGCGAUGCAGUGGAAUAUUUCUCUAAACAAUUCAAUAUUGCUGUUGGUGAACAAUGGAAACAGAAAGUAGAUUGGUUCUUCCACAAUGUCAAAAACAUGUGAUGGAGAGAAUACCAGACACGUGUGAUGGACAGAAAGUCAGGCGCUUUUGUUGAACAAAUUGUCAGACAUAAGUGUUGAACAGAAAGUCAGACACAUAUGAACAGAAUGUAAGACUCUUGUGGUCAGAAUGUAAUGCAGUGACAUAUUUAUCCGGACAAUUUGAUAUUGCCGUUAGUGAACAAAGGAAGGAGAAAGUAGAAUGUUCUGCCACAAUGUCAAAAACAUGAGAUAGACAGAAAGUUGGACAUGUUUUAUGAACAGAUCGUCAGACACGUGUGAACAGUACACCCAAUACAAAUAUGAUAAACAGGACGUAAGGUAAAUGUGAUAAACAGAAUAUUGGACACAUGAUAAAAAGAAUGUCGGAUGCUUCUGCUGAACAGAAAGUUUGAAAGGUGUGAUGAUGAACAGAACAUCUGGCACAUGUGAUUGAAAGAUUGUCAGAAUGGAACAUUAUGUCGGGUAUACAAGAUAAAGAAAAUACCAGGCGCGUACUGAACAUAAGGCAUGUUAUAAACAGAAUCUCAUACGUGUGAGGGAAAGAAUGUCAGGUGCAUUUGGUGAAUAGAACUUUAGACGUGGAGUAGAAUGUUUGACAGGUGUGUUUGAACAGAAUGUCAGAAAUAAUUGAUGUUUAGAAUGUAUUAGGUAUAUCUGAUGAAUCAAACGAGCUUCAUUCAUGCAGGAAGAAUGUAAUGUUAAACACACUUUCAACAGAAUGUUUGUAAGUAAGUAUACUUAUAGUAAGUGUGUGUAUGAUAGUGGUUGUGAGGAAUAAAUUUAUAUUUGUUUUAUUUCAAAUUUGCUGCUGAAUUCUCUGUUCCUUAAACAAUUCAACAUGAUCAGAAUGAAUUUGAAUAGUUAGAUGGUUAAAUGUUAAGUUAUGUUCCAUGUUUUCCCCCUAAGAUGUUAUGACUGUAUUCAAUCCAACAAGAACCGGUAUAGAACUCAUAUUAAACUCAUCACAAUACUGCCUGCUACCUUUAAUGAAAAACCUCUGACCAUUUCAAAACAUGUUUAAUCAAUUAAUACAGAAAAGUGGCAUCCCAUUGGCUUGAUUGAAUAUAUGUAGACAAUGAUGAAUGAAUCAAACCAAAAGUAGAUAAAACAAUAUUUCCUUUUUCCUUUUCUGUAUAUUUUUCACAUAAUAUGAGUACUGUUUAAGUCUGAAAUGCUGUUUCAAUAUAACGUCUAUAAAAACCAAUUGUUAGAUAUUAAGUUUAAGCGGCCUACCUAUCUCUACUUCAAGGUGCUGAAUUCAGAAACACGGCAACAUGUCUUGUCUCAUUUGGUGUAUAUUGAAUUAUUUUACAUUAGAUUUAUAUUUUAGGAUUUAUUAGUUGAAUGAUAAUUAAUAAGAUUCAAUUAUAUAAAUAUUGAAUCAUGCAGUUAUAUUGUAACCAUACAUAUUGGUACCAAAAAUUAACAUUGUGUUAUUCAAUAUUUAAUUAUAUUACUUGAUUUAUAAGUUAAAAUAUAUUGUGUUAUUUAUUUGAUGUAUUGUGUGGUUCAGUGGUUGAUUAUAUUGAUGAUUCAAUUGUUGAAUUAUGUUGUAUGAUUCAAUGUUUGAAUUGUGUUGCAUGAUUCAAUUAUUGAAUUAUGUUGCAUGAUUCAACAAUUGAAUUAUAUAGUAUGAUUCAACGGUUGAAUUAUAUUGUAUGAUAUCGAUUCAAUGGUUAAGUUAUGUUGUAUGAUUCAAUUAUUGAAUUAUGUUGCAUGAUUCAACAAUUGAAUUAUAUAGUAUGAUUCAAUGGUUGAAUUCUAUUGUAUGAUUCAUGGUUGAAUUCUGUUUUAUGAUUCAAUGGUUGAAUUCUGUUGUAUGAUUCAAUGGUUAAAUUGUAUUAUAUGAUUCCUAUUACAUGAUGCAUUAGUUGAGUUCUGUUAUAUUUUUCAAAUAGAUUAUGUAGUAUAUAUGUGAUUAAAUUGAGAACAGUAUUCAUAAUAUAUAGCUAUUUCUACAAUAGCAGUAGUCCGUAUCCAUUAAGUCUCAAGAGCCCUAGGUUGUUAGUGUGUGUGUGACCUCUGACCUUCAAGGUUAUGUAUCAGAUGCAAGCAUACCAAUGUUUACAAAUAAUAUGUAUACUAACUAUGUAGGUUAUUCUACCAUAAUGAAGGUUUGUAAUACAAUAUUGCUGUAAAGUUACUGAGGAUAUUAGCCAUGUUGAGGUAUGCAGCUGAGCCUCGUUAAUCCAGCUAGCACUAAUCUGGCUGUCCCAGUACCCAGCCUCCAUAAUCCAGCUAGCACUAAUCUGGCCGUCCCAGUACCCAGCCUCCUUAAUCCAGCUAGCACUAAUCUGGCUGUCCCAGAACCCAGCUUCCAUAAUCCAGCUAGCACUAAUCUGGCUGUCCCAGUACCAAGCCUCCUUAAUCCAGCUAGCACUAAUCUGACUGUCCCAGAACCCAGCCUCCUUAAUCCAGCCAGCACUAAACUGGUUUUCCCGCUAUCUGGCGUUUGAUUCAUGGGGCAAUAUCUUCUUGGAAUUAUUUCACAAGGAUCUUAUAACUGGCUCUGUAGGUUUUUGUUCCAAUAGAUAGUUUUUGAGGGUGAUUUUUCAAGUCAGAUAUGUAUGUCAAUUUAUAUGUUAAGGCUGUAUGGUACCUAAAGGUAAAGAUACAUGAAGAUUUACACAUAAAUGUUGUGUGUAUUUUAAUUGGUAAUUCAUUUCUAAUUCUACAAGGAACUACAGUAUUCAUUAUAAAUUGUUAAUAUCUCACAACAACUACAAAAGUAUCAAUCUUUCUGCUCUAAAAAUAUUUUCAAACUAUCCACACUUUUGACAAACAAAUUGUGUUCUUUUAAUAUUCCUGACCAAAACUACUUCGCCCAUGAACUGUUGUAGGUAAGGCCCGUGACCAUAUGAUCAUAAAAGUACUAUACCUGACUAAAACUACUUUACAUGAGUUGUUAGGUAAGGCUCGGCACCUUGUGAUGAUAAUAGAUUCAGAGCUGAUAAACUGUCAGAAGUGGUAUAAACUUGUCAUGUUAUGGUGUGGACAGGUGGACUAGUGUAAGGCGUAAAAAUAAAUAUUAUCAAGUUUUUGUAUAUGUGCUAUGUACUGUAAUACAUACAUGCCAGAACUCACGGCGUGAGGCCCAAUCUCACGGAAUUUCAAUUCCGAUAAAGUCUCACGGCGUGGGACACAAAAUCACGGAAAGUCACGUAAACCUCACGGUAAUUUUAUGUUGCACUUCAAUGAAUUCUGUAAUACACACACAAAAACAAAAACCCAGACCUCACACAGGUGAUAAAUGCAACUUUAAUAUAGAGUUGACAGACAUGUGGCAUAGUAAUCUUUUGAUUAACUCAUUCACCCCUGAAAUUUCAUAAUGAACUAUUCCAACAUUUGAAUUGGAAGAGUUCAAAUGUGUCUUCAGGGGUGAGAGAGUUAAGAGUCAUUUCAUAAACUUUAGGUUCAUUAUUUUUGUCAAACAGAAUAACAGGUAGAUCUCCUUUCAAAAUUCUUAGGACCAGUUGGAAAUAACAAUGAAAUCUGGUGUAAUGAAACUUUGGGACCAAAUAACAUCUUAAAAUGAAAUUGAAUGGGGGCCAACAUUAUAUAAUUAUUAUUUAGUUUUUGUAUAUUUCGUUAAUGAAUCACAAGGUCAAAGCUAACCACCGAAUUGUAUAGAAUUGCCAAAUUGAAGAUUUGAUGUUGGUGAUAUAUACAUAUAAAACUAUACAGAGACCAGGAAAUCUAAUGUGAGGCUAUUGUGAAAUUUAAAAUUGUAGGAUAUUUCUUAACUGCAGAUUCCUUUCGAUCGUAAUGUCCGUUUCAUAUGAAUUUCGUAUUUAUGAUUGUCCUAGUCCCUAGGAUAGGACUAGAAACCUUAGGUUCUCAGUGUACAUAAACACACUUUUGUUAUGAUCGACGUUAGCCAAGGCUAUGACCGCUACCGAUUGUGUUUACUUCAGAAGUGGCGGGGCCACAUGUACAGGGGGGGGGGGGACAUUUAACUCAGAAGCAGCUAAACAGAUUAUCCAAAAUAUAUCUGUAUAAUCAGGUUCUAUAAGUGCAAAAUUUAUUUCGAAUUAUGAUCCAAAAUCCUACCUAUUGUGACAUCAUAGUCCAACAUCGUAUUCAAAGUCAAUUUUACAUCAAAAUUUGUAUUUACAUUAUUUUAACAGAUCAUAAUUUUUUUCUAAAGAAAUGGUUGAUUGUAGAGAUAUGAGAAAAAUGAUGACUUGUAAAUGUUUGAUUUUCCGAUAUUGGGGGAUGAUAUUUUGUAACGUCUCCAAUCACAAAUCUGUUCGCAUUGCUUCCAUUUAUUGAUUUGUCAUUUCACAUGACAUAAAUGGGAGCAAAGUUCUGAUUUAAAUUAGAUUUAGACCAAUGAUCGGGGUUGUUUCAAAAUAUCAUUCCUUCACCGAGAAAUUCUGUCGUACACAAAACGUGUAUAAUCCUUUCUCAGUGCCACAGUGUGGUUGUAGAAGGUAAGGGUUGAGCUACACAUGUACAGCACAAUUCACCCUGACAUUGUCCCUGUCUUUGUGUAUUUUAUAGGUUGUUGGUUUGAACAUGGUUGUCACUAUUUACUACAAAUCUUCAAAAGUCCAUGGGCUUUUACGUUCUCUGUGCCCCAUAUGUCAUGAAAACUCGAAGGCCUGUAUACGCCACCUUGGGGAUGAAACAAGUGGACCAGUUUGAUAUUUUGAUAUACCUCAGACAGAAGAAUUGUGCCGAAACAUGAUGGGAAAAUUGUCAGGCUUUGAAGUCAGGUGUUGCUGCGCAAAGGACAGAUAUCGGCCUAGGGUUGGUCAAUGUUUAUUUUACCAGAAACAAAUCAAAUAGCUAGCUAUGUGCCUUCGAUUUUGUCCUGACAUAGUGCAGGGGUGCCGAGAACGUAAGGGAGCUAACUCAUGGACUUUCGGGGAUGUAUUUACCGUUAUAUAUACAAUGUAUGUACAGUGUAUUUAUUGUCUGCAGUUGUUUACUGUUAAAAGGUGUGAGUGCUUCUUUACCGAAUGGUUGUGACUAGUUGUUUAUACACAGAGUGCUUGAUUUUGGAAGUCUUUUCCCAACCACAGCACACAUUAUAUACAUAUUACCAUCUUACAUUAAUAGAAAUUACAUUUAAUAAGAUGUUUAACUCUGUUUAUAUUUCAUUUCAAAUUUCUUAAUCAGAGCUAUACGUUUUUCAUUUUUUUUUUCAUUUUAGCAAAAACUCAAGAAUGCUGUUAUCAUAUUACCUAGAAUUAUGCAAAUAUUCACAAUAUCGUUUUUCUUCUUACUGCCCUCAGUUCACUUCAGCAUGAUGCUGCUAUCUGUUUGUUAUGUUUAUUGUUUUGAAUACAAUGAAAAUUAUGACUGCAUAGUCCUGUGACAAAGUGUCCAUUAUAUAAUGUUUCUUACACCACAGGACCAACACAUUAACCUAUUUACACAAUUGUCCAACAAAGGUCAUAUUCUCAAACAAUUCCAACCAAUGUUUUUGUUCUUGUGUUCUUUACAUAUUUUUGAUUGAAUGAAUAACUUUAUGAAUGAACCUGGCAAAUGGAAUAUUAUUUUUGUGAAAAUAUAAAUCACACAUUUAUUGUAUAUCAUGAUGACUAAUUAUCAUGUGCACAAAACCAACAAAUAAAAAACUAUGAAGAAUU